AUGGCUGAGAGACUCGUGCCUGUCAUAUCUCUUGCUGGCAAGUCACAAUUAGUCGAGGCUGCCGAGAAUACAGGUUUCUUCACUCUUGUUGACCACGGUAUUUCGAGAGAAGAGAUAGAGGCCGAGUUCGCCAUCUCGAAGAGGUUCUUCGAUCUAUCGCCUGACGUGAAGGGCAAGACUCCUCAUGAAACCAAAACCAAUAAUGGCUGGGAAUUCAAGGCCCAACUGCGUCCCAGCACCGGAACAUAUGAUCAGAAAGAAUCGUUAUGGCUGUCGUCGACAUCCGCGUGGCCUAGUAACGACGAUGUGCCUGGUUUCCGCAAGACCACAGAGGCUUUCAUAGGAAAGUGUCGGACCAUCUCUGACCAAGUCUUAUCAUGCUUCGCCGUUGCCCUAGGAUUCCCUGAGGACUAUUUCAGAAUCGCCAAUGAUCCAGCACAGCCAGACUGCUUGACGCAGCUAAGAUUGAUCCACUAUCCGCCCUCGGAGAAUGCAGUGGGAACUUGGCGUGCAGGAAGUCAUACGGACAUUGGGUGCCUGACGCUGCUCUUUCAGCGUGAUGGUGAGGAUGGGCUGGAGAUCUGCCCAGGCCGCGACACCCACUCAAGCUUCGCCAUGGGUGACUCUUUCACGCCCCUCCCGGCGCAGACUGGUCCGAUAGUAGUCAAUAUCGGUGAUAUGCUAAUGGCCUGGUCUGAUGACCGGUUGAAGUCAAAUUUCCACCGAGUCCGAGCGAAGGACGUUGGCAGAUCUCCCUCGCGAUAUUCGAUUGCCUACUUCAACCAGUGCAGGCGGGACUUUGUGCUGCAGGGUCCGCAGAAGAAGUAUCCACCGGUUACAGUUGGCGAAUACUUCAAAGAAGCCGUGGCAAAGAAUUUCGAGCGACAGCAAGCUGUUGCGGCUACCUCGUGA
This is a messenger RNA of Cyphellophora europaea CBS 101466, 912 nucleotides long. RefSeq lists its product as uncharacterized. The record is from RefSeq and is a predicted model, not a curated record. Lineage: Eukaryota; Fungi; Ascomycota; Eurotiomycetes; Chaetothyriales; Cyphellophoraceae. The transcript is spliced from 6 exons. Bases 1 to 912 code for a protein of 303 amino acids. Gene Ontology annotation, molecular function: dioxygenase activity.